AUUAGACUACUUUAUCAUAAUAAAAUCUCUGUUAAUCUGAUUGCAGGUUUUAUCGAACUCUUAUAGGUUCCAGGAACUAAAUGAUCAGGUUAAAUGUGUAUUGCUCUUUACUGUCAUGUCCAGGUGAAAAAGUCAAGGAUCACCAUCGGCUAAUUCGGUAUAACGGACAGAAAUGGAACCGGAGUUCGUCUCAAAGAAUUAUUACUAGCAUGGCUUUGAAAGAUGAGAUGGAUGGUCGGUUUAGCAACUUGCCCGGCCAGAGUUGGGAACCUGGAUUGGAAACUGCGGUCCCUUAUGAGCAAAGACCGGUAAAUGAGUACUCAUCUUUAAAGGAAGGACCAUUAUACUCAUGGGGCGAACUGAAACCGCCAUCCUUUUUCCUGCGGCUUGGAGGGCUUUGGUUGGUGACAUUUACUGUUCUUGGAGUGCCAAUAUCAGCUGCCAGCUUCAAUCCUUCAAGUGAUCCUUUACGAUUUUUACUAGCUGCAGGAACGGGGACACUUUUUCUUGUAUCAUUAGUUGUUCUGCGGAUUUAUCUGGGAUGGAGUUACGUAGGGGACAGACUAUUAUCAGCAGUGAUACCCUAUGAAGAGAGUGGUUGGUAUGAUGGACAAAUGUGGGUUAAGCCUCCAGAGAUUCUGGCCCGUGAUAGAUUACUGGGGUCAUACAAGGUCAAACCAGUCAUCAAGUUGCUCAAACAAACAUUAGUUGGAACUGGUGUCUUACUUGUUACAGCUGUUUCACUGAUCAUUUUUGCCACACCGGUAGAAGAUUUCAUGCUAAGAACUUUUGCAAACAAAGACGAGGUUGCAGCUAUGAAGACCAGUACAAAUAUGAGCAAAGAAGAGCUCCUGAGAUUACCACUGGGUGUGAAGGUUGACGAUGAUUUAGCAGCAGCUGCUGCUGAGGCUGCUGAUGGAAGGCCAGUCUACUGCAGGGACAGGUACUACCGUGCUCUGGCAGGUGGGCAAUAUUGCAAGUGGGAGGACCUGCUUAAGUAAUCAGGAACAAAAGAAACCAAUUUCACACAUUCAAUUCCGUGCAAAACAUAUACAGAUGUAUUUAGUGUUUUUGAGAUGCUAGUCGGAAAGACAAGGAAGAAAAACUUCGAAGAGAUGGAAGUUGAGGAAGUUGAAGAAAGGUUAAAUUAAAGGGCAGACUUGAUACUAGAUUGCAACUAGAAUGAUGUUGUCAUUUGUAUAGCAUAUAUAUAUGUAGCAUUAAAAAGUACAAACAGGAAUCGCCACCCCUCAAGUAAUUUUACAUAUAUCUUUCUAUGCCUUGCAAGAUA
Messenger RNA from Erigeron canadensis, 1291 nucleotides. RefSeq names its product protein CONSERVED IN THE GREEN LINEAGE AND DIATOMS 27, chloroplastic. Lineage: Eukaryota; Viridiplantae; Streptophyta; Magnoliopsida; Asterales; Asteraceae. The coding region runs from base 81 to 1001 and encodes 306 amino acids. The transcript is spliced from 7 exons. The record is from RefSeq and is a predicted model, not a curated record.